This is a messenger RNA of Triplophysa dalaica, 3260 nucleotides long. RefSeq names its product prolyl 3-hydroxylase 2 (gene p3h2). The record is from RefSeq and is a predicted model, not a curated record. Bases 386 to 2425 code for a protein of 679 amino acids. The transcript has 15 exons. Gene Ontology annotation, molecular function: iron ion binding; procollagen-proline 3-dioxygenase activity; L-ascorbic acid binding. Gene Ontology annotation, biological process: collagen metabolic process. Lineage: Eukaryota; Metazoa; Chordata; Actinopteri; Cypriniformes; Nemacheilidae. Gene Ontology annotation, cellular component: endoplasmic reticulum.
AUUAAACAAGCAACACGUGCUCGUUCCCGGCGGCCGUAUGAGCAUCGCCGUUUAUAAAGUUUUGUCUGCUUUAGAAAGUAACUAAGAUAUCUCGUUUAGGGUGUUCGUAACUAAAACACUUUUAUUACAAGUGUAAUAUCGAUUUUCAACAAACUCCAAAGUCAGAAACCGCAGUUUAUCUUUAACAAUUGCCAUCUCCUCACGUGUGGGAGUUAGGGGAGGAGUCAGCCCAAACCAGAGGGGAGGAGACGGGGGGUCAUUACAGAAAUGUCGGUCAUUCAUAAUGAGGUACAACACUACUGCCUCGGAGCUAACUUGAAGCCUUUUAAAACACCCCGCACUCCUUCAGACGAGCGUUUAUUAUCACGCGCAUGACUUCCAGAAGAUGGAUGUAAACUCCAAACUCCGCGGCGUCUUGACCUGCAUCCUCCAGGCGCUUCUGUUGUCAUCGGCCACCCUCCAGCCCUUCGACCUGCUUUAUAAUAACGCAGUGGAGGCUUUUUAUAAAGGGGACUAUGGCGAUGUAGUGCGGUACAUGGAGAGCGCGCUGAGCAGUUUCUCUGAAGUGCGCGAGACCAGGAUCAGCUGCAGGCUGAGAUGCAGAGACCAGCAUCGCUUUGGUGACUUUCAGAUCGAGGAGGCUUUCUUCCAAGUGAUUCUUCAUAGGGCGAAUUGCAUGAAUGAAUGCAUCGAGAGAAAGCUGGGCGCUCAGUCCAUGCAUAAAGUGAGCGAUGAUGUCAUUCAAGAUUUCAACAGGAGAAUUCCCUACAACUACCUGCAGCUCGCCUACAGAAAGCUUGGACAGCCGGAUAAAGCUGCAUCCGCCGCUCACACGUAUUUCCAGGCCAACCCUGAGCAUGUUGAGAUGGGCGAAGACUUGGAGCAAUACAAAGCCAUACAGGGCGUAAAAGAGGAACAUUUAAUUGACCGGGAAGCUCGUCCGCAUCAGAAAGCCUUCUUUGCUGGAGUAAAGCUCUACGAUGAAGGAAACUACGAUGGGGCGGUGACCAUUUUCGAAGAGGCUUUAAAAGAGUAUUACCGCGCCGAUGUGGAGUGUCAGGCCCUCUGCGAAGGGCCACAUCACUUUCAGGAACAGGAUCAUGUUUUGUACAGAUACAGCCUCAACGAGUUGAUCUCAGAUCAUUACACGCAGGUCCUUCACUGUGAGCACGAGUGUGUCAGAGACCUGUCCACUCGCCCCGGUCGCCUGUCCCCGAUGGAGAACUACCUGCCCCUGCAUUAUGACUACCUCCAGUUUGCCUAUUUCCAAAUGGGGAGGACUGAUGAUGCUUUGGCGUGUGCACUCACAUACCUGUUGUUCCAUGAAGGGGACGAGUUCAUGACUGAGAAUGUGGAAUAUUACAGGGAGAUACUGGAACAUGAUGGCCAACCUCGAAAGGAAGCUGAACAGUACCUGAGGCGACACAAACAGGAAUCAGACCUGCUUCUGAUUGGCGGCGACAACCUCGGUGUGCCCUACAUUGAAGGGAACUACUGGAGCAGCACAGGGGGUCGAGAAGAUGCUAACAGGAUUCCUUCAGGUACAGAUGGCUGGAUGGACUAUGUGCCGAUUUCAGCAAAGAAGAACAGUACGGCAGCUAUAGCACAAGACCUUAGAGAUGGGGGUCCACUGCUGUAUGAGAACGUGAGGCUCGUGCUGAACUCUCAAGCUUUGAAUGGAUCACAGAGGGUGGUUCUUGAUGAUGUCAUCACUGAUGACGAGUGCUCUGAGCUCAGUCAUCUGGCACACAGUGUCACCGCAGCAGGUGACGGCUACAAGGGGAAAAUGUCUCCCCACACACCCAAUGAGAAAUUUGAAGGAGCAACUGUAUUGAAAACGUUAAAGUAUGGAUAUGAGGGACGUGUACCUUUAAAAAGUGCUCGCCUCUUUUAUGACGUCAGCGAGAAGGCCAGGAGUAUCAUCGAGUCAUACUUCAUGCUCAAUUCCACUCUGCAUUUCUCAUACACACAUCUGGUGUGUAGGACGGCCAUAUCUGGGCAACAGGAAUACAGGAACGACCUCAGCCACCCAAUACAUGCUGAUAACUGUCUUUUAGACCCAGAGGCCAAUGAGUGCUGGAAGGAGCCGCCCGCUUAUACCUAUCGAGACUACAGUGCUCUGCUCUACCUGAAUGGAGAUUUUGAUGGCGGAGAAUUCAUUUUUACGGAAAUGGAUGCCAAAACUGUCACUGCCUCGGUUAAGCCGAGGUGCGGGAGGUUGGUCGGGUUCUCAUCAGGCGGAGAGAAUCCGCAUGGCGUGCGUGCCGUCACUAGGGGGCAGCGAUGUGCUGUGGCACUCUGGUUCACUUUAGACCCUCUCUACAGGGAGCUGGAGAGGCUUCAAGCGGACGAGGUGAUUCAGACUCUUGAUAACCAGCACAUGUUGGAUCACGGCCUGCAUAUAAACCCAAAAGACGAGUUAUAGUCGGACAACAAACGGGAGACAAAGCACAGGGUUCAUGUCAAUACCUAUUUAUUGAACGAUCAAAAUGAUUUUAUUUUUUUACUGUUUGAUGUGAUGGUGUGUGUUGUUUUAAUUUUUUUGGGUGAAAAUUAUUAUUUAGACUUCACGGUUUCAGUCACAUUGUGAUUUUGCAUUGCAACUACUAGCUUUCAUCCUUUAAAAGAAACAAGGAGGAAAAUAAAUACAAAUGACAUUAAUAUUAUUAUGAAAGAGUUCAUUGACACUGUAUAACAUCAUAUUUAUACUCUUUAGAAAUCUUUUAUUUUCAAUUUUAUUAAACUAGACGUUAUUCCAGAAACCGAACGAAACAGACUAUGAACAAUGAAAAUUUGCACAGUUUUAUAUUUACUGUACAUACGUAUAAGAUUGAAGUAGCUGUCGGUAUAUUUAUGUAGUUUUAUUAGAUCACUGUGAUUUAUUCAGUCACACCGCAGUGCUUUCACAUUUUUAUUUAUCUCAAACUUCAAAACCAUGGGAUUAGAUGACUGUUUACAGAUUAUGGUGUGGUUUCAUCAUAGCUUUAUGUAUUGGGAACCUUUUUUUAUAAAAGAUUCAAUUUGUUCCUGUUUCAAGGAAUUCGAAUUUAAAUGUGGCAUAAAAUUCCUUUCAAAUCUAUCGACUUCCACGUCUGCAAUGCGUACUGUACUGACCUGUUUGAAAUUAAUCAUGUCUGCUGUUACAGUUUCGAGGAAGAAGGAUGGCCACUGUUUGUCACUGAUAUUUAAUGAUAUGAGUAUUUAUGCUUUUCUCUAAUGCAAAACAAUGUUUGCGUUUUUAAAUUAAAUACUGAAAUAUA